AUGGAUAUUAUUGCACAGGAACUGGAUCAACUUGAGCUUGAAACACGAGGGCAAGAAGAGUCCGCCAACAGGGCGCUGUUAGCACCACAGGGCGAACCUUCCUCCACGUUCAAAUCGGAAAAUGUCUCUGUUGCUAGUCCUCCAAACAGUAGCGGGUACGAUAUGACAGAUUCUUUGGACGAAGCCCCGAUCGACUUGAGGACUUUGGUGUACGUGUCUAUUCCUGAACAUCUCAAUUGCCCCAUAUGUCAACUCCCUUUCAUCAAUCCAUACACAACUAUAUGCGGACACACGUUCUGCAGGACAUGUAUUCUGGAAACUUUCAAGUCUCCCUUGGGGAACAAGUGUCCUUUGGAUCGCAUUGAACUGAACUACAAAGAGGAACGUCAAGAAACUGAAGAGAAAAACUACAACGAUAUAUUCCCUGCCCCCAUUAUCUUGAGCAACAUCACGGACGACCUUCAAGUGCGAUGUCUGAAUGCGUCUCGUGGCUGUAAAUGGAUAGGACCCCGCUGGUCGAUCAAGCAGCAUCUUGUCAACUCCUGCGAUCACACGCGGUUCCCUUGCGAACACGAGCUGGACGGUGGACAAGUGUGCGGCAAGCUGACUGAACGUCGGUUCCUAGGCGACGAUUGUCCUCACGAGCUAUUUGAUUGCGCAAAGUGCGGCGAAAAAAUAAACAUUGUAAGUGAGGAACAUCACCUGAAAAACGAGUGCACAAAGAACUUUCACAAAUGCAAUGGUUGUAACCUUGAGUUUCCAGAAAAAAUGUUCGAAAGUCACGAAAGCUACUGUGAGAAAAUACACGUGAGGUGUCCAGGGAAGCAGUACGGCUGCGAGUGGAGGGGAAGCAGAGAAGUGCUAUCUCAGAUCCACUCUUCAGAGUGCGUUUUUGUCAAGCUUUCAGGGUACUUCGAGCUGCAAGAAGCAAAGAUGAGCGAUCUGGUCGAUGAAAACAAGAUGCUCAAGUCUCAAAUAUCAACGAUACUCGACUCUAUCACGCAGGGCAAGAUGACGAAUCUUGGCUAUUCUCUGCAGCUGGAAGAAAUCAUGGAUCGCGAUCGCAGUACCGAUCCUGGCAGGCUAUUCGACAACCUGCAGGACAAAGACUACAUCCAACUCAUGAUGGAGCUUGAGGUGCUCAAGACAGACUUGAAUCGCUUGAGGUCUUUGGCGUCAGAGUUUGAGCUGAAUAAGCAACUUGUCACGGCCGUAGCCAACGAGAAUAUCCAGAUCAAAGACGAAUUACACAACCAAACCGCUGCUCUUUCUUCCAUGAGACAGCAAAUACAGUUUAUGCUGUUGGACCGAAGAAGGCUUCGUUCCAAGCUCAUAGACGCAGAAGCGACCCCCUCACCCAAAGAAUCGUCCUCUGGCCGGUUCACGAACAAGCUCUAA
Molecule: messenger RNA, 1398 nt
Organism: Ogataea angusta
Lineage: Eukaryota; Fungi; Ascomycota; Pichiomycetes; Pichiales; Pichiaceae
Exons: 1
Coding region: 1-1398 (465 amino acids)
Source: RefSeq, a predicted model, not a curated record